AUGCACAACUGCCCUUUCCACAUUGCGACUUGCCAAGGCUGCAAUGGCACAAUCGAAGAUGACCGACUCGAAGAUGAGGAUGACACGCAAUCGAACCCUUCUGGGCUGUCCUCCGUGCCCGAAGACCUCUUCUCCAGACCGCGAUCAAUGACUCCGUCGUCCAGCGUAUCGUCUUUCCACAGCCCUGAAGCUACACGGAUGCAACUUAAAGAAGAGUUCCUCAAGCUGUACUUUCCCGCUGGCAUAUCCGGUCAUGACACCGACUUCAUGUACUCAAAAUUUCUGGCGCGAGAGGCCCUGGACGGAAUGGGCACCACAAUGAAUGCAGCAAUCGAUGCUUUAUCCCUCGCCCAGCUGGGAACGGCGCAUGCUGAUAAGCGCCUGAUACGUGAAGCUCAAACGCAGUAUCAAGUGGCCGUCGCAAACGUCAAUGCAGAUCUCGCACAAGCCAAUGCUAAGCAGGACGAUGGUCUCCUGGGUGCUAGGUAUCUGCUUGGGGUUUGCCAGAUACACAGCCCGCUCUCAGCAUUUCGAAGCAAAGAGUUACAUCUGAACGAACAUCUUGCCGCCCUCCGAGAAUUGCUGCUUGCUAGAGGACCGAACAGCCAGUACUCGAGAUUGGCGCAGCUUCUCCUGUACAACUUCCGUCACGUAUCUGGAAUCAUCGGCCAUGCUGAGCGGAAAAGAGUUGAACUUGCGGGUCCUGCUUGGAAGCGCUGUUCGGCGAUAACCGAUGGCAUCAUGGCUUCUCUCAGUGAGCACCUCAUCAGUGUGCCUGGUGUCCUCGAGAAAGCCGACCGAGCAAUGCAGCGGCCACACCGAGAACUUGGUGAGCUAUUUGCAGUACUCACUGAGCUUGCAACAAUGGAGCGCAACACACAAGCAUGGCUUCUUCAUUGGUACUCAUCCUUCGAUGCAAUGCCUUACUGGCAAAAUAGUGUGGAAUAUUAUACACAUUUUGAGCGAUCCACCAAAGGCGCACCCGCAGUCUUCAGCAAAACGCUACGAUUCCCGUCAUUUUCGCACGCAAGCGCACAUGUCACAUACUGGAUUUGCCUCCUACAAAUAAAACAAACCAUGCUCGAGAUCAACCGACUCUUCGGCCCACCCAUAUUGCCAAAGUCAGAAGACACCCUAAUCGCAGAAGCGACAGAAUGCGCCGACAGACUGUGUGAGAGCUUGGCGUGGAUAACACAACCCAAAUAUGGUUGGUGCGGUGCUCUACGAUCAGUUGGACCUCUCCACUAUGCUGAGAAAUGGUACGCAAGCCAGAUGGAUAUACAAAAGACAGCCUGGUGCCAGAAAGUUGGCGCGAGUAUCCAGAAAACAAAUAACAUUUGUGUCCACCACAAAGGCGGUCAAAAUCUACACGACGUCGGUGAUGAGCUCGAUAGGCUCCUGGACGCAGAUACCGAGGACAAGCGAUAUCUUCCCUGCUGA
Molecule: messenger RNA, 1440 nt
Organism: Fulvia fulva
Lineage: Eukaryota; Fungi; Ascomycota; Dothideomycetes; Mycosphaerellales; Mycosphaerellaceae
Exons: 1
Coding region: 1-1440 (479 amino acids)
Source: RefSeq, a predicted model, not a curated record